Miniopterus natalensis is the source of this 1828-nucleotide messenger RNA. NCBI's taxonomy places the organism in Eukaryota, Metazoa, Chordata, Mammalia, Chiroptera, Miniopteridae. The record is from RefSeq and is a predicted model, not a curated record.
GCACACCAGUGGUUGGUAGGUAGGCGGCCAUGAGCUUUGGGAUUUGGGCACCAAGGCACCCAGGUGACCUUGACCUCCAUCUCUCAGCCUGGCCAUCCUUCUUCGACCUCAACUCACCCCUGGAGGUUCAGGAAACCAUCCAGAUUCCGAAGAAUGGGAGUACGCCCCUGAUCGUGGACGUGCAGGUGUUUGUGACAAACGUGUUUGAUGUGGACAUCCUUCAGUACACAGUGUCCUCCAUGCUGCUGCUUCGGCUGUCCUGGCUGGACACUCGCCUGGCCUGGAACACGAGUGCGCACCCACGGCGCGUGCUUACGCUGCCCUGGGACUCGCUGUGGACACCAGAACUCACUAUCCAGGAGGCGCUCUGGGUGGACUGGCAGGACCAGAGCCCGCGGGCCCAAGUGGACCAAGAUGGCCAUGUCGAGCUCUACCUGGCCCUCACCACGGAGACCAACUGCGACUUUGAGCUCCUCCACUUCCCCAGAGACCAGAGCAACUGCACCCUCAGCUUCUACGCUCUCAGCAACACUGUGGCAGAGCUAGAGUUUCAGGCCCGCGUGGUGAAUGAGAUUGUGAGCAUCAAGAGGGAGUAUAUAGUUCAGGAUUUGAAAACCCAAGUCCCGCCCCAGCAGCUGGUGCCCUGCUUCCAGGUGACGUUGCACCUUCAGAACACAGCACUGAAGGCCAUCAUAGCGCUGCUGGUUCCCGGGGAGGCGCUGCUGCUGGCUGACAUAUGCGGGGGGCUGCUGCCCCUCCAGGCCACGGAGCGCAUUGCCUACAAGGUGACCCUGCUGCUGGGCUACCUGGUCUUCCAUUCCUCCCUGGUGCAGGCCCUGCCCAGCUCCUCCUCCUGCAACCCGCUGCUCAGUAAGCCCUGUGCCCUCACCUGGCCCUGGGCAGGACCACUCUGCCUGGCCUGCCUCCUUCUCCCCCUCUGCUCAGCUCCCUGGGCACUGGAGGCACAGGCCUGCCCCCUGACCCCUACCCCUGUCCCUGCCCUCCCAGUUUACUACUUCACCGUCCUGCUGCUGCUGCUCUUCAUCAGCACCAUGGAGACUGUGCUGCUGGCUGGGCUGCUGGCCAGGGACCACCUCCCGGCCAGGAGCAGCCCCCACCCAGCCCUGAGAGGGGCGCAGCAAGCUCGUGAGCAUGCAGGGCCUAAUCCUGAAGAGGCCACCAGAAGAGAAGCGGGGUCACGGAGGAGCUGGGUCGAGGCUGCCGAUCACACCUUCUUCCUGCUGUAUGUGGCAGGGGUAGUGUGCAGCCAGUUCAUUUUCGUUGGACUCUGGAUGUGGGCAACAUGCAAAUCUGACCCAGCCCCCGGGGAGGCUGCACCCCAUGGUGGGCAGCCCAGGCUGUAACAGGGUAGGGCCCGGGGCUAUAGACCUGGGGGAGGGCUGUGACAGGGUCUCUGGAGAGAGGGGGAGGGAGGCCACAUUUUCCCUGAGCCUGGAGGACCCCAGGCGACCCUGAACUCUCCUGAUAGUGUGCAAGCAACAUGUGUGAAAUAAACCUAUCACCCAAGUGCAAGUGCACCCUGAGGGUCUGUUUUCAUUGAGCUCAGCUGUUCACUCUCAUCCUAUGUAGGUGGGGCCCCACCUCACACCCAGACCCCCACUCCACUCCUGAACAACUCACCAGUGGCCACCAGUUAGCCAGUCCCCCUCCCCCUCCAGCCUAACUGCUCCUGAGACUACUGCUUGGGCUGGGCGGGAGGCAGUGGGGACCAGGGGGCAGGGCCCCGAGGGUCAGGUACACAGGGUGGUCAGAACUCCUCUCGACUGUGAGGUGUGCUGGCCCCCAGGGGGAAUGGGGAGAGAGCACU